Molecule: messenger RNA, 1482 nt
Organism: Scheffersomyces coipomensis
Lineage: Eukaryota; Fungi; Ascomycota; Pichiomycetes; Serinales; Debaryomycetaceae
Product: glutathione reductase
Exons: 1
Coding region: 1-1482 (493 amino acids)
Biological process (GO): cell redox homeostasis; cellular response to oxidative stress; glutathione metabolic process
Cellular component (GO): mitochondrion; cytosol
Molecular function (GO): NADP binding; glutathione-disulfide reductase (NADPH) activity; flavin adenine dinucleotide binding
Source: RefSeq, a predicted model, not a curated record
AUGGCUCCAACCAAAACACCUAUAAUUGCUAAAUCCUUUGAUUAUUUAGUUAUCGGAGGAGGAUCCGGUGGAGUUGCAUCAGCUCGUCGUGCCGCUAAAUAUGGAGCAAAAGUAUUACUUAUCGAUGCUAAAUUUAAAAAAUUAGGUGGAACAUGUGUUAAUGUGGGAUGUGUUCCUAAAAAGCUUAUGUGGUAUGCCGCUUCUGCAGCUCACGGAAGACAUCAUUUAAAAUCUUAUGGUUUAAGUGAAAAUGAUGAUGAUGAAGUUAAGUAUGGUGAUUUCAAUUGGGCAAAGUUUAAAGUCAAGAGAGAUGCUUAUGUUAAGAAUUUGAAUGGGAUUUAUGAACGUAAUUUGAUUAAAGAAGGGGUUGAGUAUAUGUUUGGGUUUGCAAGAUUUAUAAAUUCAGAUGGUGAUGUUGAAGUCACAUUGAGUGGUGAUCAAGAACUUGGAUUUUUAGAUGAAGGUAAAUCAUAUAAAAAGGAUGAGAAAUUAGUAUUUCAAGCCAAACAUAUUUUAAUUGCUACUGGUGGUACAGCUAUUAUUCCUCCUAGUGUUCAAGGUAGUGAAUUGGGUAUUACAUCAGAAGGAUUUUUUGCUUUAGAACAUCAACCAAAAUCAGUAGCCAUUGUCGGUGCUGGAUAUAUUGGAGUUGAAUUUUCUGGAGUUUUUAAGAGUCUUGGUACAGAGACCCAUUUUAUUAUUAGAGGUGAUACUGUAUUGAGAUCAUUUGAUGAUUUGAUUCAACAUACUAUUACUGAUUAUUAUACUGAUAAAUUAGGAGUUAAUAUUUACAAGCUGUCAGGAGGAGUUACUAAAGUUGAAGUCGAUAAAGAUGGUAAGAAGGUUGUUCAUUUAGGAAAUGGUAAAAUAGUUGAAGCUGAUGUAUUGAUUUGGACAGUUGGAAGAAAAUCUUUAGUUGAUCUUGGAUUAGAUUUGGCAGGCGUUGAACUUAACCAAAAGAAACAAAUCAUUGCUGACGAAUUCCAAAAUACAGCCAAUCCAAAAAUCUUUUCAUUAGGCGAUGUUGUGGGUAAAGUUGAAUUAACUCCAGUUGCCAUUGCUGCUGGUCGUAGAUUAUCCAAUAGAUUAUUUGGACCUGAAAUCUAUAUUAAAGAUAAAUUAGACUACAAUAAUAUCCCUUCAGUUAUCUUUUCCCAUCCAGAAGCUGGAUCGAUUGGAUUAUCUACCAAAGAAGCUGAAGCAAAAUAUGGUAAACAGAAUAUCAAAAUUUACAAUACUAAAUUCACCGAUAUGUAUUUCGGUAUGAUGGAUAGUGAUGACUUAAAAUCUCCAACCGCUUAUAGCAUUGUUUGUCUCUUACCAACUGAGAAAGUGAUUGGACUUCAUAUUGUAGGAGAAUCAAGUUCAGAGAUCUUACAAGGAUUUGGAGUUGCUAUUAAGAUGGGAGCUACUAAAAAGGAUUUUGAUAAUUGUGUUGCAAUCCAUCCCACUGCAGCAGAAGAAAUAGUUACAAUGACUUAG